Messenger RNA from Tribolium madens (black flour beetle), 2576 nucleotides. RefSeq names its product cell division cycle-associated protein 7-like. The transcript is spliced from 3 exons. NCBI's taxonomy places the organism in Eukaryota, Metazoa, Arthropoda, Insecta, Coleoptera, Tenebrionidae. Gene Ontology annotation, biological process: regulation of DNA-templated transcription. The record is from RefSeq and is a predicted model, not a curated record. The coding region runs from base 1600 to 2517 and encodes 305 amino acids. Gene Ontology annotation, cellular component: nucleus.
UGGUAAAGUCAUUAACUGCUUAUCAAUUGAUAAACACAACUUACUCAUUUCGGUGGCAUCUUGAUUUUCUUUAGUUGGUGUGUCAACAAAAUCUCCUUCCUUGAUGUCGAUGACUUCACUUUGUAAAACUUUACAACAGCCAGCACUUGGUUUUCCAUGAACACAAAAUAUCACUUUUUUAGGAGUGCCACUGUCACUUUUGUGCAUUGCUCCGUAUUUGUUACCAUUAUUCAAACUAGAAGUAAUUAUUAUCUUGAGAUAACAAAAUUUGAACGUUACUUACAAUAGAAGAGACUUAUUUUCGUUUUCAUCCUGCAUAUUUGUGGUCUCUUAACAACUUUGCCCCCAAAUCGUUUUUCAUUUACGUUGACAUAGACACAAAUUGAAUCUCAGAAUAUGUUCAUGUUCACUUUGUGGGUAAUAAGUUGUAAUCUUUCUGAACUAACGAGUGGUUGUGCACCCGACCCGACUGUUUCUUAUCUAUUCAAGUAUAUACCUACUUGAAUCCUAGUUGAGUAAAUAAAAACAAGACGUUCGCGUUGAUGUCUAAAUAAGUAAGUUUUUUUUUAUCCACGAGUAUUAUCAGAUUUAAUGAUUUCACUAAUUCUUAAUAAAUCAGUUAUAAUUGCAGUAUGUCACUAUUCAAAAUAUGAAUUUGCUAUAAGGGUAGUCGUAUUUUGCAAAAUAUUUUUUGGACGAACAUUAAAAAUCAAUUUGAUGAUAGAUAAUGUUCCAAAUAAUUUUUUAUCAUCUUUACCAACUUCUUCCUGAUAACAAACUUUAUCAACAUAGUGAUUCCAAUAAUUUGUAAACGUAUUUUUUUACAAAAAAAAUGAUUUGUUAAUGCAUUCGUUACAGUAGGUGAAUGGGUGAAUAUUCUGAAAAUUAUAGAGGAUCAUCCACAUAAAAUGUCGACUCUUACCAAAAGUGGAUUCAACCAAUUUUGCGUCCUGUGGGACAAUUUACAUUAUUAAUUGCAAUCAAAUUUUAAUUCGCGAUUAAUUUCAGGUUUAACAAUGUAAAAUAAAUGACAACUUAAUUCGAAUUAGUUUAGUCGUAAAUUAAAUUUUAAUUGGCUUUUAUUAAGUCUAUUAAAGGCAAAUUAAAAUUUGAUAGUAAUUGAAGAUUUUGCAAACUGUCUCUCAAUAAAAUCAAGUUCCCGCUAAUGAAACAGAAUUUAUUCGUAUUCAACCUACUCCCUUACUUUAUUUUUAAGAUUAUUAAAAAAAGUGAUAAACCUCAGGAAACUGUAAUUUUUUUUACGUCUACAGUAAUUGCCAAUGUCAAAACUUCGACACACAAAAUUUAAAAUUCACUUUGAACAUUGUUAUUUUUUUAAUAAGAAUGUAUUGUGUGUUGCGUCUUGAAACCUUUUAGCCGACUCGACAUUUUAUGUGAAUAGCCCUGUAUAUUUUUGUAGUGACAUCUCACUGUUAUAAGGUUAACUAAUCUUACAGAGAAAUCUGUAAUGUCACAUCUAAAAGGCGGGAAUUCCUUGUUACUAACCUUGAUAUAAAAAUAUCACUAACCUCAUUUUCCCCUUAUAUUUCUGUUAUUAAUUUAUUUUUUGUUUGUAAUUAUUACCUAACGUAAACAAAUAUGUCGAAUGAUGGAUUUGAAGAACCAAGCGAUCUCGAACUACUCAGACAGAAAAAUUUAGAAGAACGAAAUGCAUUUUUAAAAUCUCUUAUGAAUGAUUCUUUUCUUGUCGAGGGCCUUUCUUUAUUUGGUAAACCAAAGAAACAAGCAUCAUCCUCUACUAGGAAUAAACGAAAAAGAGGAGACUCAAGUUUUCGCUUUACUGGGGUAGUUCCUAGUGAAAGACGAAGUUCUGCACGGUUACAAAACAAAAAACCUGAUUUUGUCUAUGAGGAUUUACCAGACGAGAGCCAGAUUACACAUGAUUCCAAUUCACUUAAAGACCUUGAAGAUGUGGUUUUUCAAGUAAAAAAGCCAAGGAAAUGGUAUUCCCGUAGUCUGUCUUCAAGAAUAAUCCCUGCUGAAGAAGUCACAGAAGAAAUGAUCAGAGAUAUCCAAGUUGGUGGUAAUAAAGUGUAUGGGACUGCCGGGACCAGUUGUCAUCAAUGCAGACAGAAAACCGUGGACACAAAAACCAUCUGCCGCAGUGGAUCUUGCGUAGGGACACGUGGCCAAUUUUGUGGAAUCUGUGUGAUAAACCGAUAUGGCGAAGAUCCUGUUCAGGCUUUAAAAGACCCCAACUGGAAAUGUUACGUGUGUAGGGGCUGUUGCAACUGCUCCCUUUGUCGACUUAAGCAAGGCAAGAGACCCACAGGAAUUCUUGCACCUUUGGCCAAAACGAAUGGAUAUAAAUCUGUCCAAGAUUUUCUGACUGGUUUAAAGGGAUAUGGCGAUUAUGAUACAGGUGGCGACCCUGAAAAUUUGCUAGGUUUUGAAGGCAACGUUGCUGUUAUGGGGGCGGAAAAACGCACUGAAAUUAAGAAUGACUAUGAAGUUGAAGAGUUCAAAAACUUCGUUCACAGUAUUAUAAAGUCGUGAUUUUUUAUUUUUUGUAUUUAGUGUUUGAAUAAAUUACUUCAGCAAAGUUUCAAUAAUUC